This is a messenger RNA of Metarhizium album ARSEF 1941, 1542 nucleotides long. RefSeq names its product trichodiene oxygenase. Gene Ontology annotation, molecular function: iron ion binding; monooxygenase activity; heme binding. The record is from RefSeq and is a predicted model, not a curated record. The coding region runs from base 1 to 1542 and encodes 513 amino acids. The transcript has 5 exons. Lineage: Eukaryota; Fungi; Ascomycota; Sordariomycetes; Hypocreales; Clavicipitaceae.
AUGAGCUCGCUCUUCUGGUCUGGUCUGGCGGCGUGCACAUGGCUCUACGUUUGCAGAUGCCUUUACAAUCUUUACCUGCACCCGCUCAGCCGUUUCCCCGGCCCCAGGUUGGCCGUCCUGGGGGCCUUCUACGAGUUCUGGUUCGACGUCGUCCAAGAUGGCCAGUUCCUGUGGGAAAUCGGACGGAUGCAUGACAGAUACGGACCCGUCGUCCGCAUCAACGCGCGCGAGCUGCACGUACGGGACUCGGCUUACUAUAGCUCGAUAUACGCCGGCGGCGGUCGAGUCGUCAACAAAGACAUUGCGUCAGUUGGGCCCUUGGCUGCGAUGCCGCACUCGCUUCUGGCAACUGUCGAUCACCACCAGCAUCGCGCGAGGCGAAACCACCUCAACCCCUUCUUCUCCAAGCGUGCCGUUGCCGCCGUCGAGCCGCUCAUCUGCGAGCGCAUUGCCAGGCUCUGCCAACGGCUCGAGGCCGCCAUGGAGAGCCAAACGACCGUGCCGCUCGACGCGGCUUUCUCUGCGCUUACUGCGGACAUCAUAACGCAUCGUUUCUAUGGAGAGCACUUUGACUACCUUGGAGUUCGAGACUACAAGAAUGGCGUGACUGAGGCUGUGCUGGGCAUUGUCAGGAUUUCCAACCUUUUGCGCUUCGUCCCCUGGCUACUGCCCGCGUUGCAGAUGACCCCAAUCUGGGUCGUGCGCGUGAUCCUACCGGCCUUUGCGGAUUUCCUCGCCACGCGGGAAGAAAUCAAGGACAGGAUCCUGGCGUCUUUGCGCGGCAAAGAGAGCACAGGGCCGGGGCCCAGCUCAGUCAUCGUAUCCGCCCUGGGAGACGACCGGGUUCCAGCAGCAGAGAGGGACAUCGACCGCCUGCUGGAUGAGGGAAGCGUCGUCUUGUUCGCCGGCACGGAAACCACGUCGAGGGCCCUCAGCGUCGGCAUGUUCCACCUGCUAAGCGACAAAACGCACCUCGACAAGAUACGCCGCGAACUGAGAGCGCUCGCCUUCACCCCCGGCAGAGGCUACCGCUCGGCCGAGCUCGAGGCCCUUCCGUACCUGACGGGCGUCGUCAACGAGAGUUUGCGCCUGUCGUUCGGCCCUGUUGCGCGUCUGCCGCGCGUCGCGGUCGACGAGUCGCUGCAGUGCAACGGGUUCACGAUACCACCUGGUACCCCCGUAAGCCAGUCGACGUACUUUGUGCAUACCGAUCCGGCCAUCUACCCCGACCCGCACUCCUUUCGACCCGAUCGAUGGAUCCAGGCCGCCAGCGACGGCUUCCCGCUUCACAGAUACCUCGUCAGCUUUACAAAGGGCAGCAGACAAUGCAUCGGCAUCCAAAUGGCGUACACGGAGCUCUACCUGGCCGUCUCGACGCUCGUCAGCACCUUCGACAUGGAGCUUCACGACACAACCGUAGACCACGUCCGCAUUCACUACGUCCGCAGCCUCGGCUAUCCCGAGAAGUGCAGGCACAUGAAGAACCCGAGGGGCGAGAUCACGGUCAAGGUGAAGCGCAAAAUCAGGCGCAGCGACUUGUGA